UCACAUGUUUUCUGUCAGUGCCGGCCCACGAGGACAGAGGUCACACGAUGUCUUGUGUCAGUGCCGGCCCACGAGGACAGAGGUCACAUGUUUUCUGUCAGUGCCGGCCCACGACGACAGAGGUCACACGAUGUCUUGUGUCAGUGCCGGCCCACGAGGACAGAGGUCACAUGUUUUCUGUCAGUGCCGGCCCACGAGGACAGAGGUCAUAUGUUUUCUGUCAGUGCCGGCCCACGAGGACAGAGGUCACACGAUGUCUUGUGUCAGUGCCGGCCCACGAGGACAGAGGUCACAUGUUUUCUGUCAGUGCCGGCCCACGAGGACAGAGGUCACAUGUUUUCUGUCAGUGCCGGCCCACGAGGACAGAGGUCACACGAUGUCUUGUGUCAGUGCCGGCCCACGAGGACAGAGGUCAUAUGUUUUCUGUCAGUGCCGGCCCACGAGGACAGAGGUCACAUGAUGUCUUGUGUCAGUGCCGGCCCACGAGGACAGAGGUCACAUGUUUUCUGUCAGUGCCGGCCCACGAGGACAGAGGUCACACGAUGUCUUGUGUCAGUGCCAUCCCACGAGGACAGAGGUCACAUGAUGUCCUGUGUCAGUGCCGGCCCACGAGGACAGAGGUCACACGAUGUCUUGUGUCAGUGCCGGCCCACGAGGACAGAGGUCACACGAUGUCUUGUGUCAGUGCCGGCCCACGAGGACAGAGGUCACAUGUUUUCUGUCAGUGCCGGCCCACGAGGACAGAGGUCAUAUGUUUUCUGUCAGUGCCGGCCCACGAGGACAGAGGUCACACGAUGUCUUGUGUCAGUGCCGGCCCACGAGGACAGAGGUCACAUGUUUUCUGUCAGUGCCGGCCCACGAGGACAGAGGUCACAUGUUUUCUGUCAGUGCCGGCCCACGAGGACAGAGGUCACACGAUGUCUUGUGUCAGUGCCGGCCCACGAGGACAGAGGUCAUAUGUUUUCUGUCAGUGCCGGCCCACGAGGACAGAGGUCACAUGAUGUCUUGUGUCAGUGCCGGCCCACGAGGACAGAGGUCACAUGUUUUCUGUCAGUGCCGGCCCACGAGGACAGAGGUCACACGAUGUCUUGUGUCAGUGCCAUCCCACGAGGACAGAGGUCACAUGAUGUCCUGUGUCAGUGCCGGCCCACGAGGACAGAGGUCACACGAUGUCUUGUGUCAGUGCCGGCCCACGAGGACAGAGGUCACAUGAUGUCUUGUGUCAGUGCCGGCCCACGAGGACAGAG
Bufo bufo (common toad) is the source of this 1247-nucleotide messenger RNA. RefSeq lists its product as uncharacterized. The transcript is spliced from 3 exons. Lineage: Eukaryota; Metazoa; Chordata; Amphibia; Anura; Bufonidae. The record is from RefSeq and is a predicted model, not a curated record. The coding region runs from base 48 to 1001 and encodes 317 amino acids.